Lecanosticta acicola is the source of this 2241-nucleotide messenger RNA. NCBI's taxonomy places the organism in Eukaryota, Fungi, Ascomycota, Dothideomycetes, Mycosphaerellales, Mycosphaerellaceae. The record is from the annotation of a GenBank genome assembly.
AUGGACGAGCCGUCGCUGAAGCGCAAGUUCCAAGGCGCUGGAAACGGGCCUCACAAGGCACCGAAGAUGGCAGGCGGCGGCGGAGGAAAGAUGUCGUUCGCGCAGAAGAUGAUGGCGAAGAUGGGCUACAAGGAAGGCGAAGGUCUCGGCAAGGAAGGCGAUGGGAUCGUGGAUCCGAUCCAAGUCAAACUGCGACCCCAAGGAGCGGGCGUGGGCGCAGUGAAGGAGAGAACCGAACAGUACAAGCAGGAGCAGCGCCGGGCUGCCGAGAAGCGCGGCGAGGAGUAUGAAGAUAGCAGUGAAGAAGAGCGCAAGGCGCGGAAAGAGAGGAGGAAGAAGUCGUCACAAGCGGGAGGGCGCGUGCUGGGGAGCGGGACAAGUACACCAGGAGGAGGCGCACGGAAGCCCAAGACCAAGUACAGGACCGCGGCCGAUGUACAGGCUGUCGCGCCGGGACUCGACGUGCCGCCGCAGAUGCUAAGCUCGAUUGUCGACGCGACUGGCACCUCGACGAAGACGCUCACAAGCGCUGCUGGACUGAUGACCCCAAUCGGAGUACCGGCCGAGUCGGAAGCCGAGAAGAUUGCCAAGAGAGAGCGCAUGGAGCUUGAGGCUUUCAUUGAAGCGUGGCGCGGAAUCCAAGAGCAGAAGAUUUAUGUUGAAGAGCAAGCUGGCCAGCUCCAAGUCGAAGUGGAUCAAGAAAAGGAAGACCUGGAGAAAUUGCAGGCCAUUGCGGAGGCAAUUGAAAAUCUAAAAUUGACAGCAUCUUCUGGCACUUCCAGCAUGGAUUAUGAGCCCGAAUGGAACGCAAUUAUUACGUCGCUGGAGAAAGUUCAACUUGAGCACAAACACGACCUCGAGCGUUAUGCGCUCUCAGAAGCCGCGUUAGGCGCGCUUUGUCCGCUUUUCAAAAAGCAGAUUGCGAAUUGGGAACCUCUAGACCUCCCAGAGUUUCUGGUUGUCGACCUACAGCGCAUAAGACUGAUACUCGGACUCGCUCCCCUUGACGAAGUAGUUUCCAACCGCACACAUGCGGAACUCGAUGAAGAUUAUGGUAGGUCGCGCAGGCAAAAGGCAACUACGACCUACGAAAGUAUGAUUUACACCAUCUGGCUGCCGAAGCUUCGAACUACCAUCACGAACUGGGAUGUCCUCAACCACACUCCAUUGACAACACUAGUCCACGCUUGGCGACCACUUUUGCCUGCCUUCAUCUACAGCAACUUGAUCGACCAGCUUAUUGUUGGAAAGCUGAGCGACGCUUUGCAAAAAUGGGACCCCAGGAAGCGCAGUCAUCAUCACAAGACUGUCAGUGUCAAGUACGCAGAACCGCACACCUGGCUUUUCCCGUGGCUGCCAUAUCUGCCUCCAUAUCAGCUGGAUCCGAAAGCCUCUUCUAGCCUUCUUACAAAUCUGAAGCGCAGGCUUCGGCAUGUUCUUGAUGGUUGGGACGUUGCGUCAGGCGUUCUGUCGGGACUCAUGGAAUGGCGAGAAUUGCUGCAUUCGGAGCUUGAUCAUGUUCAGGUCAGGCAUUUGCUACCCAAGCUUGCGAGGCAUCUUUCUCAAUACUUUGAGGUCGAUCCGUCGGACCAGGAUCUGACGCCGCUUGAGAAUGUGCUUCUUUGGCAAAGCUACUUCAAGACCGAGGUGCUUGCACGGCUGCUGGCGGCCGAGUUCUUCCCCAAGUGGCUUGCGACGCUCCAUUUGUGGCUGAGUAGUGGGGAGGCAAAUUUCGAAGAAGUCGGGCAGUGGUUUACAUGGUGGAAGCAGCAAAUCCCGGGAAAGAUCAGUUCGAUGCCUGACGUGGCCAAGGAAUGGCAGAAGGGCGAGGAGAUGAUCAACCGAGCACUCGAUCUCCAGGAUGAGGGUAGACCUAUCAGCGAGCUGAGCGCGCCUGCUGCUGGACCAGCGCGGCCCAUUGCCAAGGAGGUCAGCAAGAAGCUCGAGGCCCAAGUUGCAGCGGAACAGAGGGGACCUUCUCGCCAUGAGGUGGAACAGGAUUUCAAGGAUGUGGUUGAGGCUUGGUGUGCUGAGCAAGACCUUACAAUGGUUCCGUUGCGAGAAGCGCAUACCGCGACCGGACUCCCGCUGUUCCGAAUCACCGCCAGCGCUACCGGCAAAGGUGGGGUCAUCGUGUACCUCAAGGGCGACGUCGUCUGGGCGCAGAAGAAGGGCGACCGAACCCAAUUUGAGCCGGUGGGUUUGGAGGAGAAGCUGGUCGAGCGUGCCGAAGGAAAGUAG